Messenger RNA from Uloborus diversus, 678 nucleotides. Its product is annotated as glycerophosphodiester phosphodiesterase 1-like. Gene Ontology annotation, biological process: lipid metabolic process. Gene Ontology annotation, molecular function: phosphoric diester hydrolase activity. Lineage: Eukaryota; Metazoa; Arthropoda; Arachnida; Araneae; Uloboridae. The transcript has 3 exons. The record is from RefSeq and is a predicted model, not a curated record. The coding region runs from base 73 to 678 and encodes 201 amino acids.
UUUGAUAUGUAAUUUAGCUGACAAAAAUAUCGGUGAACUUUCUCACUAUGAAAAUUGUUUGAAUUGACAGAAAUGAUUUUUAAACAUAUUCCUCCCUUUUCAAUAAUUCUUGUUUGUACUCAAAUUUGGUUGUAUUGCUACUUCUAUUUUCUUUUUCAACAUUAUCUGAUGAUUUCAAUGUAUUUAACAGCAAUUGCUGUGAUAUUGAUUGCCUUUGGGCUUCACUAUUUAGUUUUUGAGCCUGUUGAUGAAAAACUAGCACAACGUGUUCUAUUUAAAGAGAAUUCGUCAGAACAUCCAAUAUUUGCUCAUAGAGGAGGGGCUCAUGAUGCUCCGGAAAAUACAGUAAUUGCCAUUAGAGAGGCUGUUGCCAUUGUAAGUGAGAUGUUCUCCAAACAUAAAGAGCUCUACGAACACGCACUGGUCGCAUCGUUCUUCCCAUCAUUUAUUUACCAGCUGAGACGUGUGGACCCCAAGAUAGUGACUGCCCUGACCUGGCGACCGCGGUUUAUAUCCUAUGAGGACAUCCCAAACGGCAGACCCCGUAGCUCUUCAGCCUGGAAGACGCAGCUGGCCCUAGCAGCCGACGCCGUCCUGGAUUGGGCCUUCCACAACGUACUCUGGUAUAUGUGCGGGGUCUCUGCCGUCCUGGUGCACAAAGAUUGCCUCUCGGCGUGA